This is a messenger RNA of Drosophila ananassae, 1039 nucleotides long. RefSeq lists its product as uncharacterized. Lineage: Eukaryota; Metazoa; Arthropoda; Insecta; Diptera; Drosophilidae. The record is from RefSeq and is a predicted model, not a curated record. The transcript has 3 exons. The coding region runs from base 307 to 858 and encodes 183 amino acids.
GAGAAUCCAUCGCCAGGACGACGUCAGAGACGACGUCAACCUCGAAGCCAGUUAGUAGGCAUUGGUAUGUAUUAUUUGGAGCCAAAUCAAAUGAAACUGAAAUUGAUAUGCUGGCUACGUGAGAAUGUGGGUGGUGGGUGGUUGGAGGGUGGGAGGUUGAUGAUCAAGUGGCUCCCAUAAAUCCAUAAAGGCUGGAGUGUUUGCGUAUUGUGGACUUUGUAGCGAUAAGGCUUUCUGGGCCGCCUUGCAGAUAUUGCAAAUCAGUUUUAGCCAGGGGGGUCAGUCUUUUGGCAAGCUUGUUGCACAAUGGGUGCGAGUCCUCUGGUUACUUUCCUUGUUUUACUCCUGAUUGGUUUUGCGGCCUAUGCGGCCCUCCAGUUUGCCGUCGUUUGGAUUUUGCGAUUCUUCUGCUCCCCCAGACGCCGGAGCUCUGCCAGUGAGCGUUACCGUCAAGGUAAUGUGUUCACCGUGCCGGAGGAACGUUCCCACAACCGCUAUGGCGACAUAUUCUUCAUCGAGCCCGGCAGCGAGGAGGCGAACCGCAUUCGCGAGCAGCUGGAAAAGGAUGAAAAAGAGCUGCCCAGUUAUGAUGAGGUGAUGCGCAUGUGCAACCUGACCACGCCCACAUCAGCGGCGGCGCCACUGCCGCAGUCAGCGCUCCCCGAGCCUCUCGGGCCCAUUGGAAUCCCAGCGCUUCCAGCUCCUCCGUACUCGGAAACAGAUCCCCACUUGGAUGCCAGUGGAGCUACAGUUAUCGCCAUGGAACCGGUACAGCCGUCUACAUCCCGUGCCGCACAGAUCCUGCCAACGGCGGCGCCGCCUGCAACUCCAUCCCCAGCUACACAGACAACAGUUUGAGGACAAAUCCUGGAACUGGAACUGAAACCAGGUGCCACUCUGGGCCAUACAAAUCUCCGUUUGUAUGCGCUUAAAAUACAGAAAUGAACAUGUGUGAUCUUAUUGAGUACAUAUUUAGUUAAGCCUUAGAGUUUAGUUGUGAGCUAUUGUAAAUAAAUAUUUAUAAAAUAUAGGAUGGAAA